Durusdinium trenchii is the source of this 1662-nucleotide messenger RNA. NCBI's taxonomy places the organism in Eukaryota, Dinophyceae, Suessiales, Symbiodiniaceae. The record is from the annotation of a GenBank genome assembly.
AUGCUCUCAGCCCAAGCGCCCCUGCGGCCCAGCAGAGGCGUUGUCACCUUGGCCUCUCCGAGAUAUUCGAAGAUUGAGGCGAUCCUCCACAAGAGCCCAGUGGCGGAACGUUCACAGCUGAGCCCCAGGGCAGCUGAUGCUCAAGGCAUCGCAGCCCCAGCCCCGGUGGACCAGGAUUAUGCAGAGGGUGCUGAAGUGUGGAUGGGCAACCAUCGUUUCGUGUGUACCCACGCCUUGGGCCGCGGCUCGUACGGAGAGGUUUGGCGGGCCAAGGUGAUCUCUGGUGAGAAAGAUCUCAAGGAGGUGGCCCUCAAAGAAGUUCUCUGUCAAAGCCAAGGAGAGCUGCAACAGGCGAUCUUCGAGGUCCAAGUGCUGCUGGCCUUGGAGCGUGCUGCGCAGGUCCAGCAGGAGGGUAUCCAGCUGAGGGUGCCUAGAUGUAUUGCCUACAAGGUGGGUGCCUCUCCACAGGGCUGGAGAGUGCGAACGGCCAUGACGGUGGCUCCGGGCGAGUCCUUGGACUGCUUCAUCAGGCGCCCGGCGCCGGCCGGGUGCAGCUGUCUGAAGGCAUUGCGGAAGGCCUUGGUCUUGGUGGGGCGUCUCUUGCGGGACAUUGGCCCCUCCUUGCAGCUCUUAGGGCCCAUCGCCUGGCAUCGGGACGUGAACAGUCACAACAUCCUGGUGGAUGGGGCUCAACAUGACAGUCCUGAGCUUUGCGAGAGUGCCUCCUUCUGGCUCAUCGACUUUGGCUUGGCCGUGGACUCCCAAAGUUGGGUCUCGGAGACGGGGAAAUGGAGGACGGAGUACAUCGGUGGAGAUAGCCGUUACUGGCCACCGAGCAGCUGGAUUAUGCAUUUGGUGGGCCCAGAGGGCUUUGACCGGCGCCCGGACUUGUGCGAGCAGUACCAGCGGCGCUUAGACAUUCACGGCUUGGGCAUCACCGCCCUGGAGCUCCUCUGCAGCAUGACCAUGGCCUGCACUCCCGGCCACCAUGAGGAGGAGCUCAGACCCUGGCUGCCCAUUCUCGAAGCCUGGAAGUCCUACCGGGAGGCAGUCUGGCACUGGUGGUCAGUGGUUUAUGCGGUCUUCUCCACUGGUGGCGACCUGGGACCUGUACAGCAACAGCUGGUGGAGGAGCGGCUCAUUGAACGUCUCUUGGACUUGUUGUCCCGCAUCCGCAUGGCUUUGCGGCGCUGUGCCGAAGAGCUGCCGCAGGACAAGUCCCGAAAACUCCUGCGGAUGAUCGCAGACAUGUUAGACGAGGGGAAGACCUUCGAUCUCAGAGAGAUCCAAAGGCUUUUGGGCGGCCCGAUGAUCGACGCGAAGCCAAAGCCAAAGCGAUUUCACACCUCGCCGAGCAAUGGGCAUGUUUGCUCGCCGCUGAAGGCUGAGGUUGCCCUGCAGGCCAACCGCAUGCACAGUGCGCGGAUUUCCCACGAUGCUGAGCGGCGAGAGAAAUUGGAGACCAGCUUUCCUGGCCACCAGAGUCUGCUGCUGCGCAUGCAAAGCUUCAGUGCACAGCUGCGAGAGCGCAAAGUCCAGGAGGGGGCAACGGCACUGGAGCUGCAACUCCAACAGCUUCGGCGGAAGGUGGUCGGACAGGCUCGCCACCGUCUGCAGCACUUGGCCGCUGAACAUGUAAGGCGGAGUGAAACACAGCAAUGA